Molecule: messenger RNA, 692 nt
Organism: Racocetra fulgida
Lineage: Eukaryota; Fungi; Glomeromycota; Glomeromycetes; Diversisporales; Gigasporaceae
Source: the annotation of a GenBank genome assembly
UGAUGAAUUUGACGAAGCAGAUUUGUGUUUUAGCAGCAAUAAUGAGAUGAAUAUAUUUGAUGAAAUUCUGGACUCUUAUGGGCAACUUCGUUCUGAAGAAAGUAAUAGUUUAGUAGAAGCUGAAGCUGAAGCUGAUUUAACCGAUUCAGAAGAGGGUGAAUUAGAUAAAAGUGAUGAAAUACCAAGACAUCGAGUUUACUAUUGUUUCAAAGGUCGUCGCUAUGAAGCAAAGAAAAAGGCACAUACUCUAGAAGAAAGAAAUAAAACACAUGAGAAUAGUGAUUGUGAUUAUCAUAUUAAUUUUCAAAGAUGGAAAAGCGAUAAUCAAGUACAUAUCUCGGGUAUAAUUGGCAAGCAUUCACAUCAAAUGAGUAAUAAUAUCCAAAUGACUGCACCUCAAUAUCGUCGCCUAACAUCUGAAAUGCGAGAAGACAUAGAACUUCUUUCUGCUAGUGGUGUACGUACUGGAGCGAUUAUUAAUGUGUUAACAAAAAAAUAUCCAGAUCAAUACAUCCAUGCACGUAGCGUCUACAAUAUUGUCCAAACAAUUAAAUCAGAGAAAGAAAAAUUGAGUGAUGCAGGUGCUACUUACAAAGAACUAAUAUCACGACUCGUUGCAACGGCCUUAAUUAUGGACGAGCAAAAAAUAACAUUUGAGUGGAUCUUGCAGGGGCUACUUAAUGCUACAGGUU